AUGUUUGCAAAGAAAGAGCAGCUCCAAGCGGCGACGGUGAAGGUGGAGCUUGGUUUAUCAGGUUUAGACCUGGACAUGCACCCUAUUACAAAUGUUAAAUCCCACGGAAAGAAGAAGAGAAGAUUCAACGACGAACAAAUUAGGUUGCUGGAAGUCAUGUUCGAGUCGGACUCGAGACCGGAGUCGGUAAUAAAACAACAGCUAGCUAAUGAGCUUGGACUACUGCAGCCUCGACAGAUUGCUAUCUGGUUCCAGAAUAGGAGAGCUAGAUCAAAAGCUAAGCAAAUUGAAAGAGAUUACAACGUUUUGAAAGACAGUUAUGAUGCUCUUUCCUCUAGAUAUGAAUCCUUGAAACGAGAAAACCAAUCCUUGCGUAUCCAGCUGCAAAAACUGAAGAAUCAGCUUGAAAUGGGACAUGGAAACCAACCUAAUGGAUCAAACAGAGCAGACGAAAACAGUGGUGCUAUAUUCGACAUAACGAGAAGGUUACCCUUAUAUUCAAAGAAAAUGACCAUUUGUUUUCAUCCAAUGACAAUAACAGAAAUGUUGAGAGAAGGGAUGAAGAUAGGGUGGUUCUGAACAAGAUAGAAGACACUGAUGGUUCCUUGACUUCAUCGGAAAAUGGGUGCAGCUUCGAGUUCAAUUGUUUUCUUGAUGAGUCAAGUUGUAGUUCGAACUGGUGGGAGUGCUGGUGAAGUUAAAUGGAAAAUGAAAUAUGCAGGC
Molecule: messenger RNA, 723 nt
Organism: Hibiscus syriacus
Lineage: Eukaryota; Viridiplantae; Streptophyta; Magnoliopsida; Malvales; Malvaceae
Product: homeobox-leucine zipper protein ATHB-7-like
Exons: 3
Coding region: 1-579 (192 amino acids)
Biological process (GO): positive regulation of DNA-templated transcription
Cellular component (GO): nucleus
Molecular function (GO): DNA-binding transcription factor activity; sequence-specific DNA binding
Source: RefSeq, a predicted model, not a curated record